Saitoella complicata NRRL Y-17804 is the source of this 2069-nucleotide messenger RNA. RefSeq names its product glycoside hydrolase. Gene Ontology annotation, molecular function: beta-glucosidase activity. Gene Ontology annotation, biological process: glucan catabolic process. The record is from RefSeq and is a predicted model, not a curated record. Gene Ontology annotation, cellular component: cell surface; extracellular region. NCBI's taxonomy places the organism in Eukaryota, Fungi, Ascomycota, Saitoellomycetes, Saitoellales, Saitoellaceae. The transcript is spliced from 2 exons. Bases 182 to 1942 code for a protein of 586 amino acids.
CCCAGUUCGGAAUCCUCUCCCGACUUCGACGUUGCACUGCCCCCUCCGAACCAGCUCCUUCGUUGCUGAGUCUCGUCGUUCGCUCCUGCUACUAACUUACAGCCAGUGCCUUUCACGGCAAAAUCGUUCGUUAUCUUCCGACAUUCAGUAUCUUUAGCGACAUCUACGCGUAGCAAUUCCAAUGGCCAUCUUUGGCUCAAAUAAACAAAACGCCGUUUCCGCGCAGCCAGCGGCCUCGACGUCGGAUUUGGCACUCAAUCAGCAUAUUGAUGGAAUUGAGAAGGAAGAGACAGCUGGACGAAGCAACGGGAGGUCUUGGAAGAAGUGGUUGAUUAUCGGGGUGGUCGCGCUUGUUGUGAUUCUGGCAGCGGUCUUGAUUCCGGUCGGACUUGUCGUUAUUCGACCGCAUACAUCCUCAUCAUCAUCUUCCUCAAACUCGUCUUCGGGAUCCUCUUCGGGCGACACCGCCGCAACCGUCGCCUCGGCCUCGAGCAAAGUCCCAUCCUAUGCAAAAGGUACCUAUCUCGACUUUGCUACCUGGACCGACGUCAAAGACUUCAACCUUACUUUCACAAAUGCGACCGUUGGAGGCCUGAGCGUCGAGGGCCUGAACACAACUUGGGAUGACUCGGCUCAGUGCAAUGAGAAUGUUCCCGCACUGAACGAGGAGUUCCCCUACGGAAAGCAGCCAAUUCGUGGAGUCAAUAUUGGUGGAUGGUUGGUUCUCGAGCCUUUCAUCGUUCCUUCCCUCUUCGAGAACUAUUCGUUGUCCCAGGGUAUCGUUGACGAGUACACUCUUAGCGCUCACCUGGGUCCCAACAAGUCCGCAGAGGUGCUACAGGAGCACUACUCGACUUUCGUCACCGAGGACACUUUCAAGGAAAUUGCGGCGGCUGGCUUGGAUCACGUCAGAAUUCCCUACCCGUACUGGGCCUUGUACACACUGUCCGGGGACCCGUAUGUGCCCCACAUUGCAUGGAGGUACUUGUUGCGUGGUAUUGAAUGGGCGCGUCGCCACGGUCUCCGAGUGAACCUCGACUUGCACGCCGUGCCUGGUUCCCAGAACGGCUGGAACCACUCCGGUCGGCAAGGAACUAUCGGAUGGCUUAAUACUACUAACCCCAACGGCACUUACUACGGCGAUGUUACGCUCGAGAUGCACAAGCAGCUCGCUACUUUCUUCGCACAGGAGCGUUACCAUAAUGUGGUUACCCUGUACGGUCUCGUCAACGAACCCAACUUGAUGAGCUUGGAGCCCCCGGUCGUGAUCAACUGGACCGCCAACGCUUACGAUGUCAUCCGCAACGCAAGCUUCAAGAACUACAUCGUGUACGGUGAUGGUUUCCUUGGUCUUAACAACUGGCAAGGGAAAUUCCUUAACUCUUCUUACCCCAAGAUGAUCCUUGACGCACACAACUAUGUUAUUUUCAACACUGGUCAGUUGCAAAUGACACACUCUGGGAAGCUCGGUUACGCUUGCUCCAGCUGGAGUGCCAUGAUCAACUCGUCUAUGGACACUUCCACCGGUUUUGGUCCUACCAUCACCGGUGAAUGGUCCUUGGCGGAUACUGACUGCUCCGAGUACCUCAACAACGUCAACCAGGGUACCCGUUGGGAAGGCACGUAUGCCACAAACGGAGUGAACGUAACCGAGUCUUGCGCUGCCGGUGUCAACUGCACGUGUACCCCAGCCAACGCUGAUCCCUCGGACUACUCCGACAUGUACAGCCAGUUCCUGAGCCAGUUCGCUCAAGCUCAGAUGAUCGCUUUCGAGGACGGUUGGGGAUGGUUCUACUGGACCUGGGACACCGAGAAGUCCACGCAAUGGAGUUACAAGAAGAGUUUGGCUGCGGGUAUCAUCCCGGAGUAUCCGUAUGCUAGGAACUAUAACUGUUCUUAUGUCGCCGAUUUCGUGACCGAUGGGUUGUCGGACUUGUAUUAGAUGAUGAACAUUGGGGAAGGGCUAAGACUGUAGAAAAGUGUAUGAUACAGUGGUGAUGGACUAUGAAAGGACUAAACAUUGAGGUGAUUAUUAAGGGCAUUACAGUAUGCCGGCAGUUAUUGGGUUU